GCAUACCAUGAUCCAUUUCCAAGAUUUUAAAUAGAGUAUAUAUAGUUUCAUGAUCUCACACACACAUAUAUAGCAUGCAUGCACAAUUCAACAUGACAUAAAAUGAUGCAUCUACAUCUACAUAUAGUGUAUAAUUCAAUCAUGUGAUUAAGGCAUAAUAGAAAGGCACAUUUAAACAAGAAAUGGGACCAAUCAUUACACAUGUUGAUGCAUACAUCAUCCAUUUAUAUCUAGCUACCUUCAUUUUCUUCUAAAAUGAGCUUUAAUUUUGCUUAUGUAAGCUGAAGCUCCCCUAUAAAUACCCCUCUCUGGAUGCAUUCCCAUCUUACCAUCUCAACAAUCACUCUUAAACAAACAACAGCAUAGCAAGAAAAGAAACACAAGUAAAUCAAGAAUGAUCCAAUCAGAAUUCCAAGAAUUGAACUACUUCUCCCCUGCAGAAAGCCUCCCUUCCUUCCCAGGCAGCUUUUGCCUGAAGCAAAGCAGCAGUGGAUUCUUGAGGAACCUGCAGGGCAACUACCCGAGCCCGAAUUCAACGAGCAACUCGACGUCUGAUGAGGCGGAUGAUCAGCAGGCGAUUGAUGAGCGGAAGCAGAGGAGGAUGAUAUCCAACAGAGAGUCGGCGAGGAGGUCGAGGAUGCGCAAGCAGAGGCACCUCGAUGAGCUGUGGUCUCAGGUCCUUCGUCUCAGGACGGAGAACCACAGCCUCAUCGAGAAGCUCAACCACGUCUCCGAGAGCCACGACAGGGUCGUGCAAGAGAAUGCUAAGCUCAAGGAAGAAGCCUCUGAUCUUAGGCAAAUGCUCACAGAUAUCCAAAUCAGCAACUCCUACGCCAUUUUCAGAGAUCUUGAUGACAUCCCAUGCAACACGGCUUAUCUCAGGGCCGAGUCCUCCUCCAACCACUCUGUUACCACUUCCUCAAACCUGCUCCACUGAGCAUGUAGAGAGAGACAAAGAGAGAGUGUGUGUGUCGACUGUUGAGUAGAUUGAUUGCUGCUGUUUACUUUCUUCUGCAUGCUGUUUAAAACUUGCUGCUAAUGGAUGUUGUUUUUGCUUA
Salvia miltiorrhiza (redroot sage) is the source of this 1058-nucleotide messenger RNA. Its product is annotated as basic leucine zipper 43. Bases 395 to 937 code for a protein of 180 amino acids. Gene Ontology annotation, biological process: regulation of DNA-templated transcription. Gene Ontology annotation, molecular function: DNA-binding transcription factor activity. NCBI's taxonomy places the organism in Eukaryota, Viridiplantae, Streptophyta, Magnoliopsida, Lamiales, Lamiaceae. The transcript has a single exon. The record is from RefSeq and is a predicted model, not a curated record.